CAAAAAUUCAAGCAACACGACUUAUUUUCUCUCUCCCUCUCUCUUACAGUUCGAUUUUCAUUGAGUUGGCUCCUGUUACUUUUUUCCAUAUCUACGCCUUUAUCUGUUCAUAGCUUCGUUUUUAAUUCGACCAACAAUCCUCCCCUGAAAAAUGCCAAAUUAUAAAGUGUUGGUAGAAGAAGAAAGCUUAAAAAGAUCGAUUAAAGUAGUCUGGCAGUGAACUAGGGUAGGAAUUCAGAUUGAUUUGUGGCUUGUGGACCGCGGUGGAGGCCAGUGGCGACGAGGGGUUGCUCCUCUUCUUGUUCAUCUUGCUCCUCUGUUUCUUCGAAUUUGGGCCGGACCUUUCCCGACGUUGAAGAUUCUGAAUUGAUACAUGACCGGCAACCCCUUAUUGUGUAUGAAUAUUUGUGUAUUGAUUCUGUGUGUGAUUACAAUUGGGUUUUUGUAGAGAAAGAAAAGGGAAGUUAAAAGAAUUUGGUAUGUGUUUGUGUGUGUAUAUAUAUAUAAUAUAUGUAUGUAUAUAAGAUCACAAACGCACCCAAUUCUUUUUUUUUUCCCUGGUUAAGUAGAUUCUUUGUGUUUGUGUGUGUAUAUAUAAUAUAUGUAUGUAUAUAAGAUCAUAAACUCUCAAAAACUAAUCCAACCUUGCAUAGAAAAAACAAAAGAAGAAAAUCACAACCCAAUCAAAUUUUCAACUUUCCUUUUCUAAAUAUAUUCUUAGCAUCCCAAUAGGAGCUUAGAAUUUGGUGCUUUGAAGGUUAGUUUCUAAUUUGGGGUUUUCUGGUUCGAAUGUAUAUAUAAGAUGAAUAUAUAUAUAAUUAUAUAUAAUGGUCAAUAUUGUUCUAAAACUCUCAUAAGGGUAUAUAUGGUAUUCUAAAUUUUGACCAAGGCACAUGGAUCACGUGCCUCCUUAAUUAUCAGAUGGACUUUACCCAAUUAUAAGUAAUUCAAUAAUUUGAUUUGAAAUAUUGCCGGCUCAUAUUUCAUUGCAACCAAACAUUCCCGCCACUGUAAAAGCCCAUUCGCGCCCCUAAUUUUGAAAGGUAACACGGCCUUGCUUUAGUGUUUAUUUUCCUCUCUGGUUCUCUAUCAUAUUCAAGGCGGUGAACCCUCAGCGGCACACUCCUUUGUCUCUCUACCUGUGUCUCCGUCGAACCUCUCACCGUCAAACUGAUUCCCGUCACAGUCGCGGUCUCUAUUUUACUGGAUCUACAGGGCUAGUUCACGGUCACAGAAUUUUGGAACGACCGCUCGUUGCUUAGUCUCUCUCUUUCCUUUGGUCACAGUUACUCAGUUUUGUGCUCGUUGUAUACUAUCACUCGUGUCAUCCGGCGAACUUUGUGCUGCUUGGAUUGUUCGUGGGAUUAACUUGUUCAUUUACUAGUCGUAACUGCUGUCUAAGAAAGGCGACCUUUUAGGAGAUGUAUGGGAAGAAGGCGUGUGAGUUGGUAAAAGAACUUUCGAGCAGUGAACCUGGGCAACUGGCUGCUUUCAAUACCAACCUGUUUGCUCAAGCAAUUGAAGAAUGUAAUUUUCAUUUCCUUCAGCUGCAAGCCCUGCUGAGCAAAGUUCAAGAAGGGGGAUCAGACAACCAAACAGCUAGAAAUGCAGACCACUUUGGGGCACUCAUCCAUCACCUUUCUUUAGUCCGCAAUAAGCGCUGCCUUAUGGCUUAUGUGUCUAAUAGAGCAGAAGUUAUCCGAAGUUUGGGAUGGACAAUUGAACCUCCACUUCCUGAAGAAAUUCAAGAGAAGCUCAGCAGCUCAGAAAAAGAAUAUUCCAAGAAUCAUUCUGGAACAAUAAAAUCAUAUGGAUCAGAAAUGGAUCUUGAUCUGGCCUUGGAUAUGGUGCCACCCAAAGAUCCCUAUAUCAAGGUGAGAGUCCUUGAUGAUAUUGGUCAUGUGGCGCUCAGUGAUCAGAAUGCCGUACUUACUCGCUAUGCGAUUCUCUUUCUCCGGCGAACUGAUGCCGAGCCAUACAUCUCUCAGGGCUUGAUGGAGGAGCUCACUGCUAACUGAAUUAUUGUUAAACAACAUACUGAUGGUCCAAUAUGAUUGACAUAGCAACACUAACAGUAUUGGCCUCACUCAACUGUUUUUUCACUGUCUAAAUUGUUGUUCUUGUUCAUCCAUAUAAUUUAAUAAUUUGUAAUGUAAGAAGAAAAUGUAAUUGUUGAUUCACACUUCCUCUCAGGAAGUGAAAAAAGUGGGAAUAUCCAAUCUUGAAUAUUUUGUAACAUUGGAUGAUAUGUAUCUCAAUUAUUGUUUGAUGCUCCAAUAAUCAACUUAAUUGAUUGUUCAAAUUUG
Messenger RNA from Cornus florida, 2306 nucleotides. RefSeq lists its product as uncharacterized. NCBI's taxonomy places the organism in Eukaryota, Viridiplantae, Streptophyta, Magnoliopsida, Cornales, Cornaceae. Gene Ontology annotation, cellular component: GINS complex. The record is from RefSeq and is a predicted model, not a curated record. Bases 1422 to 2018 code for a protein of 198 amino acids. The transcript is spliced from 8 exons. Gene Ontology annotation, biological process: DNA replication; DNA strand elongation involved in mitotic DNA replication.